Messenger RNA from Salvelinus namaycush (lake trout), 4970 nucleotides. RefSeq lists its product as uncharacterized. The coding region runs from base 68 to 4900 and encodes 1610 amino acids. NCBI's taxonomy places the organism in Eukaryota, Metazoa, Chordata, Actinopteri, Salmoniformes, Salmonidae. The transcript is spliced from 18 exons. Gene Ontology annotation, biological process: regulation of apoptotic process. Gene Ontology annotation, molecular function: protein binding. The record is from RefSeq and is a predicted model, not a curated record.
UGAGCUGUGACUUACAUCUAAAACGAGUCUCUCUGGGGAGAGAGAGGAGGGGACCACUGCCUCUAAAAUGAGUCUCUCUGGGGAGAGAGAGGAGGAGACCACUGCCUCUAAAACGAGUCUCUCUGGGGAGAGAGAGGAGGAGACCACUGCCUCCAAAAUGACUCAAGACACCAGUUCUAAGAAUGUCCAGAAGCCCAGAGCAGAGUCACCUACAACCAGCCUGCUAUCAAUGAAGAGUGAUCAGCCACCUGUUUUCAGCCAGGAACCAUUACCAGAUGAAAAUAAGGAAGUGGAGAGUUUGGACAGUGAGGAUGCAUUAAAUAUCACAGACAGCCUUCUGGACAGAAGAAGUGAAACUCUGCUGACAGUCCAACAAGACAUUAAGGCUAAACUGAAACACAAGUAUCAACACAUAUCUGAAGGAAUUGGACACCAUGGAAACCAAAGUCUGUUCAAGGACAUCUACACAGAGCUCUACAUCACAGAGGGUGGAAGUGGAGGGCUCAAUAAUGAACAUGAGGUUAGACAGAUAGAGAUGGCAUCCAAGAAACAAACCACACAAGAGACACCAAUCAAAUGCAACGACAUCUUCAAGCCUUUACCUGGACAAGACAAACCUAUCAGAACUGUGCUGACAAAAGGAAUCGCUGGCAUUGGAAAAACAAUCUCUGUGCAGAAGGUGAUCCUUGACUGGGCAGAGGGAAAAGCAAAUCAGGACGUUCAUUUCAUGUUUCCUCUUCCUUUCCGUGAUCUGAACCUGAAAAGGGACCAAUACAGUCUGAUGCAACUUCUUUCCCACUACUUCUCAGAGCUGAAAGAGAUUGACAGCAUUGAAGAUGGUGAAACCAAAACUGUUUUCAUUUUUGAUGGUCUGGAUGAGUGUCGACUUCCUCUAGACUUCAAAAACAAUGAGAAGUGCUGUGAUGUCACGAAGCCAACCUCAGUGGACAUGCUGCUGACAAACCUCAUCGAGGGGAAUCUGCUUCCCUCUGCUCUCCUCUGGAUAACAUCAAGGCCUGCAGCAGCCAAUCAGAUCCCUCCUGAGUGUGUUGACCAGGUGACAGAGGUACGAGGGUUCAAUGAUCCACAGAAGGAGGAGUAUUUCAGGAAGAAAAUCACUGAUCAGAAUCUGGCCAAUGAAAUCAUCACCCACAUGAAGACAUCAAGGAGCCUCCACAUCAUGUGCCACAUGCCAGUCUUCUGUUGGAUAUCAGCCACUGUCCUUGAGAUGAUACUGAAAGAGGCAGAGAAGGAUGAAGUCCCCAAAACUCUGACCCAGAUGUACUCACACUUCAUACUCAUCCAAAUCACUGUGAAGAACAGGAAGUACAACAAAGCCACAGAGACCAACCCAAAGGAACUGUCUCAGUCAGACAAAGAGAUGAUCCUGAAACUGGCAAAGCUGGCUUUCCAACAGCUGCAGAAGGGCAACCUGAUCUACUAUGAGGAGGACCUGAGAGAGUGUGGCCUUGAUGUCACAGAGGCAUCAGAGUACUCAGCAUUGUGUACAGAGAUCUUUAAAGAAGAAUCUGGGCUGGACCAAGAGAAGGUCUACAGCUUUGUGCAUCUGAGCAUUCAGGAGUUUCUAGCAGCAGUGCAUGCUUUAGAAUCAUGUCUGGACAAGAAGGAAAAUGUUUUCUCCCCCAAAGCAGUCACUGGUGUUGAUGAUGAUGAGGAGGAGGAAGAUGAGGAGAAUGAUGAGGAGGAGGAGGAGAAGGAGGGGGAUGAGGAGGAGGAGGAGGAAGAUGAGGAGAAGAAUUAUGAGGAGGAGGAGAAGGAUGACGACGAUGAUGACGAUGAGGAAGAGGAUGAGGAAGAUGAUGACAAUGUUGAAGAGAAGGAGUCAUUCAAAUUGUCUGACUUACACAGGAGCGCAGUGGACCAGGCCUUGAAGAGUGAGAAUGGAAACCUGGACCUGUUCCUCCGCUUCCUUCUGGGUCUCUCACUGGAGUCCAAUCAGAAUCUGUUACGAUGCCUUCUAACACAGACAGGAAGUACAACACAGACCAAUGAGGAAACAGUUGAGUACCUUUCAGACAAGAUCGACGAGGAAUCCUCACCAGAAAGGAUCAUCAACUUGUUCCAUUGUCUGAAUGAACUUGGUGCCAACUCUCUAGUUGAAGACAUGCAGACCUCCCUGCGAUCAGGAACCCUUUCAGAAACAAGACUAGAACCUGACCAAUGUUCAGCCCUGGCCUACCUGUUACUGAUGUCAGAGGAGGUGCUGGAGGAGUUUGACCUGAAGACAUACAACACAUCAGAGGAAGGUUAUCAGAGGUUGCUGCCGGUCGUGAAAACCUGCAAGAGAGCACUACUGGAUCACUGUGAACUCACAUAUAAAUCCUGUGAGACUCUGGUCUCAGCCCUGCAGACACCAAACUCCCCCCUGAGAGAACUGGACCUCAGCUACAAUGACCUGGAAGACAGAGGAGUGGAGCUGCUCUGUGUUGGACUAACCAGUCCACUCUGCAACAUACAGACACUAGUACUGCAUGGCUGUAAAGUCACACAUGAAUCCUGUGAGACUCUGGCCUCAGCUCUGCAGACACCAAACUCCCCCCUGAGAGAACUGGACCUCAGCUACAAUGACCUGGAAGACCGAGGAGUGGAGCUGCUCUGUGUUGGACUAACCAGUCCACUCUGCAACAUACAGACACUAGUUCUAGGUCAGUGUGGUCUGACAGAGGGUUGCUGUUCAGAUCUGGCCUCAGUCCUGAGUUCACCCAACUCACAACUGAAACAACUGGAGCUGAGAGACAAUGACCUGCAGGACUCAGGAGUUACACUGCUGUCUGCUGGACUGGAGGAUCCAGACUAUAAACUACACACACUGGGGCUGUCUGGCUGUCUGGUCACAGAGGAGGGCUGUGCUGCUCUGUCUUCAGCUCUGAGGUCAAACCCCUCCCACCUGAAAGAGCUGGACCUGAGCUACAAUCACCCAGGAGACUCUGCAGGGGGACUGCUUUCAGCUGCUCUGGUGGAUCCCACAUAUAAACGGAUGAAGCUGAAUGUGGAUCAUGGUGGAGAGUGCAGGCUGAAAUCAGGGCUGAGGAAAUAUGCCUGUCAUCUCAACCUGGACCCAAAUACAGCACACCCACAGCUGGUACUGUCUGAGGGGAACAGGCAGGUGACACGGGUGGUGGAGAAGCAGCAUUAUGAAGACCAUCCUGACAGAUUUGACUUUCAUCCCCAAGUUCUCUGCAGAGAAGUCUUAUCUGGAGGUCGUUAUUACUGGGAGGUGGAGAGGGAUUGUGGCAUGGCUUACAUUGGUGUGGUGUACGAAGGACUGAAGAGGAAGGGAGGGAAGGUUGACAGUAGGAUUGGAGCCAAUAGGAAGUCCUGGUGUUUUUACUGCUCUGAUAGAGGUUAUUACUUUGACCAUGCUGGAGUCAGUAGGAGAUGCAUCUCUCGUCCUGAUUCUAACAGAGUUGGAGUGUAUCUGGACUGGCCAGCUGGUACUUUGUCCUUCUAUAGUGUGUCCUCCUCUGGUACACUGACACACCUUUACACAGAACACACCACAUUCACUGAACCCCUCUAUCCUGGGUUUAAGGUUUACUCCUCCUCAGUGACCCUGUGUCAGAUAGAUGACCAACACAUUCAGAGAGACCAUGAUGGAGAGAGUUGCAUCAAACCUGGACCUGAGGACACCAGAGACCACGGUGGAGAGUGUUGGAUCAAGUCUGGACCUGAGAAAUGGAUUCCUCAGAUCUGUAAGACUUGUGACCAUGUUGAGGACUCCACACACUGGCUUCAGAUUGAACCCUUGACUUCCACUGUCCAGGGAGUGACAAUGUUCAGACACAGGACACCCAAAGGGAGUUAUGAGUGCACAGUGUCUGGGCUCCGCUGGCUGUGUGAGAGAGAUGUCAUUCUGAAGUAUCACUUCAGGAACUGGGAUCCCUACAGUCAACUUCUGAAAGACAUGCAGUACACACAAGGUGGUCCAUUGCUGGACAUCACUAUGGAGUUAGGUGAACUGGAGGAAGUUCAUCUGCCACACUUUGUCUGUUUAGGGACCAACCCUUCCCUGAGGAAUGAGAUGAAGAUUCUUCAUGUAGAGGAACAUGGAGUGUCUUUAGAGGAAGUGCAUGAGGUCACCAGAUUCCAUGCUAAGAUUCUCCAUCCCAAGUUCUCACUUAUCUCUGUUAUACUGAGCUAUAUCUUUUCAUGGAACGUAGAUGUCCACUGUGAGCUGAUGCUCUAUCUGACAGUGAAAAGGGAAACACUAAUUUCUCGCCUAUACCUGUUCCCCUGGAACCCCGGCCAGAUACAGGCUGUGGAACAACAGGAAAAGUCUCAAGGGUCUUCAAGGAUUCUCAUCUCAAGACCAGAGCAGUCCUUCAAACUGAAUAGUUCCAUCAGACUGAACAUUCCCUGUUCUACCUCCAUCAAUCCACAGAAGAUUCAUUUCAUACAAAGAGACACCACACCAAGCUUUUUCAGGGCGGUUGUGAAAAUGACAGGGAUUGACAUUGAGAUGGAGUUAUUCAGUGAUGAUGAGAGGACAGUAUGGAAAGAAAAAGUAUCACAAGAUGAAUACAUCACUGACACCCGUUCAACAAGUGCUGUGUCGGGGGCAGGGCGUCCGGCUGAGAGCAGUCUGACUGGUUCUGCAGAGCAGCAGCUGCGUUCUGUACGGACAAAGUUUGUGAAACGAGUGUCAAAAGCUGUCCUGAAUGGACUGCUGGACGGACUCCUGCAACACACAGUCAUCAACCAGGAGGAAAUGGAGUCAGUGAAGGUGAUCGCUGAGAGGGCAGAGAAGGCACGUGACAUCAUCGACAUGGUGUUGAGAAAAGGAACGGAGUCGUGUUCCAGGAUGAUCAACCUUCUUGGGGAGCUGGACCACUGUCUUUGUUCACAGCUUCAGAUCAACAGUGUUGGGGUACCAACCUAAUGGUAGAAUGGAUAGUAACAGCGUUGGGGUACCAUCCUAAUGGUAGAAUGGAUAGUAACAGUGUUGGGGU